Paramecium primaurelia is the source of this 1561-nucleotide messenger RNA. The record is from the annotation of a GenBank genome assembly. Lineage: Eukaryota; Ciliophora; Oligohymenophorea; Peniculida; Parameciidae.
AUGAGACUUAAAUUAAUUAUCCAUUAUCAGAAUAAUUCAACAGAUAAUAUUUUGCUUUUUAGCAAGCCUAAUUAGACUAUUGAAGAUUUAUGUAAUUAUUUAUCAAAGACUUGCCAUUUACAAAACCCAUAAAUCAUUAUUGAGGGCUUUAGAGCAUUGAAUGAUUAACUUGUUGAAAAUUUAGUAAUUGAUGGCUAAAUUCUUCAGUAUUAUUAUUAGAAUAUUAUAGGGUUGUUGAAGUGAUUGGAUCACAAACUAAAAUGGCUUAAAAAGACACAAAACUAAAGUAGAAGCAAAUAAAUUAAGUAAAUAUAUAUAUAAAUUUUAAUAUUUAGAUUUAAGAUAGCAGCAGUGAAGAAGAUGUAAAAUAAGUUAAAAUUAAAUAAUCUUUUACUCAAAAUCAAAAUUCAAAGCCAUAACAAAUAAAAUCAAAUUUAAUUGUUUAACCUCAUUAAUUUUAGCAGAAAUCCACAUAAAAAAAUGAAUAAAAAAUGAAACCAAAAAUAAACCAAAUAGUUUCAGAAUCAGAGUCAUCUUCAGAAGAUGUACCUAUUAAGAAAUCAUAGCCAGCAAAUAAAAUAUUAAUAAAUAUUUUAUCUCCAGAGGAGGAGUUAAAAAAUAAAUAAGAAGAAUGGAAAAAAACAUUUACUAAAAGUUCCUAGAAAUAACCAGAUUAGCAAAUAUCUUAAUAACCAAAAUCCAAUAUAAAAUUUAAUCCUAUCUAAUAAAAUCCACCACAAAUUUCUUAAAAUUAAACUAAAGAUAAAAUAAUACAAUAAGUAAGUUCAAUUAAACCUACUACAAAACUAAAUGAAUUUAUCAAACUUCCUGUAUAAACUUUAAAAGAUGACCCUACUUUAAUUGAAAAAAAUGAUGAAGUACUUUUUAAGUACAGUUAUCUAGAUGUUGAAAAAUGCGAACCUACCGUGAGCAAUUUAUUAAAUGGUAUAAUUGAGGAAAACUCUUAAUCAGGAAAAAAACUAAUAAUCUUAACAAAAAGAAAUGAGAAGUUGUCAAUUUAUUAUAGUGAGAUUUAAGAGUUGUAAAUUAAUGUAGCAACAAUUUAAUCAUAAGCUAGAAAAGCAGCCAUAAGAGUUUUAUCUCAAGAUGUUGAUGCUAAAUAGUAAUAAUAAUAAUCAUAAUAAUAAUAAUAAUAAUAAUCAUAAUAAGAAAAUUAAUAAUAAAAAGUAUUAACCUAAUCAGAUACUAAUUCAACAAAAAUUCCAUAAUAAUUAAAAGAUGUUAUAGAUCCAUUUGGGAUUGGCUAAUAAAUUAAUUAUUAUUAUAGUGAUAAAAACUAUUCAAAGGAUGAUUUUAUUUUAUAACACUCUGCUUAAGAUUCAGAGAAAUGUAUUAUAUAUUUAAAUUUUUAGAUAUGCAAAUGAAGUUGUUGUUGAACUUUCCAAAAGUAAAAUCAAAAAUUAAAAGUGAAGAUGAAUUAUUUGAUAUUAUAGAUUUAUUUUUAAGAAAAACUAAAUAAGAUUUGGUGAAUUUUGAAUUAAAGAAAAAUAAUGAUGGCUUGUGGAUGAUAAGAAAAAAGUAGAUUGCCUGAGAAUUUAUA